AUGGCGGGAGCAGCAUGGAGCUGGAGGAAGGUUCGUGGGCAUAGACUCCGGUCCUGUGAGUGCGUCCGCCCCGGCAAGAUCCUCAGGCGGAAAACCAAGGCUCGGCCUCCGCGGGUUUACGACCCGGGGCCGCCCGCGCAGGGGGACGCGAAAGCCAAGGACCGAAGGGAAGGAAACGAAGAGUUCACGCAGCCCCGCGUCACAGGCAGGGAACCGGAGGGGCCGGGAAGCCAGGCGGCCGCCCCCGCUGGGAGACCCCAGCCCGCGACGCAGCCGCAGCGCCGGGACGCGAGCGCGCCCACGCCCGCCGGCGGCGGCUCCUCCCCGGGGGCGUGGCCGCGGACCCGCCCCCGCGCGCACAUUCCUGGCAGCCGCGGCCGGCCGUUUCCUGCCUGCGUCGCUGGGCGGGCGGCCGGCCCAUCUGGCGGCCCCCACGGGGCGGCGCGGGGAGGCGGCCCAGACUCGCUGGAGCCAGGCGCCGGCCGGGUUCCCCGCUGCCCGCCUGGAGAGCCCAGGUGUGGCCGCGGCGGGGGUGGGGGUGGCGCUUCCCUUCCCGCCCGCUUGGCCUUUCCUGACGCACCCGGGCAGGAUGCAGCCUCCGCCCCCCGCGACCCGGCCUGGGCCCACCGGGGGAAUCUGAGCAGGGGGGUGCGGCCGCCCCGUGGGAUCCUCGGCCCUGGGGCUGCUUCCCCGUGCGUGCCCCCACAGCUGAACUCUGACCUCCUGGGCCGCAAGGCUCUUGCCUCGCCCCUCAAGAACCCCGGCAGGACGGUAGCGACGACAGGAGAAGGCACCUCUCGGGUGUUAUCGUUCACUCAGCCACGUCUUGACCUGUGCUCCCUGCGGUGCCCCAGGAUCCUGGGCCCAGGGAAGCUGGGUGCUGGCUCCGAGGGGCCCAGCCCACCAGCCACGUGACCGUCCCAAGGGCUCUGGAGAGGACCUGGACGGUCCUCAGGAGCUUGGCAUCCAAUCCUGACUGCUUGAGGUCCACUUGAUGUCCACUGCAAGCUGCCUCUGUGCUCUCCGCUGUACAGGGGGCUAACAGCAGCUCCCAGAACCCAAGGCUGUGAGAACCGAAGCUGCUAUCGAGAAGCCUGGCACACGUCCGUCCCAGCGUUUUCACAGGCACUCUGAGUCUCUGGUCACGCUUGUCCUUUGAAUGUGAAGUCGAACGAGGGAGAGUCCCGGCUAGAACUCAGGCCAACGGCCACCCCAUCCUGUCUCAAUGUUCCCACGCCAGGCUGGUGGGUGAGGGCUGUGCCCACUGCUCCCGAUCCACUGGGGCCUCUCCCACAGGCAGGGCUGAGGGAACCCUGGCUCAGGGGUCUGUGGCUCUUGGGCACAGGCGGCCUGUCCAGGGUUCCCGGCCCUGCAGCAGUCACUCUGGGAAGAGUCCUGGGAAUGGGCACAAUGGAAGAGAUGGGACCUUUGUCUCCAAGGCAACCUGGAGUCCAGGCCCUCUGAAGCUGAAGCCAGCGGCCAUGGGGACCGUGGGCACCAGGGAAGCGCGCCGGCAUCAGCUUUGGCACCCCCCCACAGCUUGCCCGGGCCGGGUGCAGGGGCAAGCACAGCACUGGCUUGACACCCUCACUGCCGCCUUCACUGCUGGGGGGAAAAUGAUGGCUGGGAGGGGGGCUCAUGGGCCCCCUCUGCUGGCCAGCCCGCUGGCAGCGCACUGGGGGUGGGGAGGCUCUCAGGAAGCUUUUGGGUGGGCAGGGAGACGCGGUAAUGCCAGUGCAAGACACCAGCAGCACUGCAGGGAACCCUUCCAGGAGCACAGCGGCCCGCCCCAGCCAGGGGAUGAGUUUUUAAUGUGAGGCAAAGUCAGUCCACAAUACAAAAAUCUAAAAAUCA
Molecule: messenger RNA, 1854 nt
Organism: Oryctolagus cuniculus (rabbit)
Lineage: Eukaryota; Metazoa; Chordata; Mammalia; Lagomorpha; Leporidae
Source: RefSeq, a predicted model, not a curated record